This is a messenger RNA of Drosophila grimshawi, 2820 nucleotides long. RefSeq lists its product as uncharacterized. The transcript has 8 exons. Gene Ontology annotation, biological process: synapse organization. Lineage: Eukaryota; Metazoa; Arthropoda; Insecta; Diptera; Drosophilidae. Bases 744 to 2264 code for a protein of 506 amino acids. Gene Ontology annotation, cellular component: neuron projection membrane. The record is from RefSeq and is a predicted model, not a curated record.
AUGCCAAUCGUUAAAUCUUUCACCUGCAGGUGUAGAGUAGCAAAUCCAAUAUCUAAGAAUAGCUAAGGACACACAUCGCACCACACACAUCCACCUGUUGUUUGUGUCUUAGGGACUUGUGGCAGUAAGGUCAUCUCGUUCGUUACUUGGGGCUGUUUAGACAGAGACCCCCGAGUUCAAGUAUGCGCACACACACUGAACUAAUUGUGCACAUAACAAGUCAACGACGACAAGAGCAACAGCAACAGCAACAAUGUCAGUGCCAAGAAUAGCAGCGAACAGAUCUUAAAGAGCAACAACAAGGCAGACACUUGUAGAGAACCACAACAAGAGACAACAAUUAGCAGAAAUCCCCCAACUGGAAACUGAAGGAUCUGAUAACAAGCUGUUCAAGUUGGGCUCUGGGCUGCCUGCUUGUGUCUCUCACAUUUUUCAAGCGAUACAGAAACAGGUGUGCUUACUACACAGACACCAGCAAAAGUUCAACGCAAAAAGGAUACUUUGACUAGCCAGGCCACAAUUUAUUUCAAAUGGCAGUACUGCCAAACAAGGACCAAGGACGUCUGCACCCGACCAGCAUCCAAGCGUUUCUGAUAACACAACAGUCACAACAGUGCCAGAUGCUGAUUGGCAUAAAUUGAGGGUGAGAGACACGAAGAGAGGGAACAAGAGAGAGAGGGAGAGAACAGCCUCAACUGUGCUCUGAGUAUUUCCUUCAAGUAUCUGCUGCGUUUAGGCAUAAAAUGAGUGGCGCCAUCUAUUCCAAUGAAAUCGAUAAUUCCUAUGCCGCUGCGGGAGCAGCAGCAGCUGGCAUCGAAGCUGAUAUUGGCUUUGAUGCUGAUGCUGAUGUUGAUGCCGAUGCCGUUGCCGAUGACGUUGAUGUUGAAAAGUCUGGCAAUGAUUACGUCAUUGCCAUGGGGCAGGGGCAGAACACAACGAAGGACAAAAAUGAGAGAGCAGAGCCAAAAUCAAGGGAAACAACCGCCUCUCCGAUUGCCACAACGAAUGGCAGACAACAACUAAUGAAUGCAAAAACACAAGAUUUAUUAUCCUUAUCGCAGCUUAGCUCGCACCAAGCAUCGACACUGAGAACACCAGCAGCAGCCGGAGCAGCAGCAAAUGUGGCGCAACAUGAGAAGAGCACAUCAAGUCUGAAAAACUCCAUCAGCAGCAACGGUGGCACAUUUCAACAAAUUGGUUCCCAACGCAUCAAUGGAAAUGUACCAGAAACUACGGCAACCAUUGCCAGUGUUAGUUCGAGUUCGUUUCAACAGGUUACCAGCGCCAUCAAUGGAUUCCUGGCAUCGCCAACCCCAUCGACAGCAUCCGGAUCGGAUAAAUCUCAUAUACGCACCUCCGCCAAGAAAGUGGAGAGUCGAUAUGUAUUGCCGAAGCAGCAGAAAACCGAUGCACCAAUGUUGAACUAUAUCUUCGAUACAUUCUCAUCGGCCAACAAACAUCAUCAUCAUGAUCAGCGUUACGGGCCACAUUUUGAGGACGUGCAACGCGUUGGACAACCAACAAAUAUGACUGUGCAGGCUGGCAGCAGCAUUCAUUUAAAUUGCAGAAUAUCAUUGCUGCAAGAUAAGACUGUUUCCUGGGUGCGUCGUAAUACGCUAAACGAGGAGAAUGCUUUGGACCUAUUAACUGUUGGCCUGCACGCUUACACCGGCGAUAAGCGUUAUAAAAUGGAAUUUCAGUAUCCCAACAAUUGGCGACUGAAAAUUGGGAAUGUGAAGAAGGACGAUGAGGCGACCUAUGAAUGCCAGAUCUCAACGCAUCCGCCUCGCGUCAUACAAAUUAAUUUGCAUGUGAACGCGCCCAAGGUGAUGAUUGUGGAUGAGUAUGGGGAUCCAUUGCAAGAGAAAUACUAUGAAAUUGAUUCAACGCUGCAGUUAUCCUGUGUGGUCCGCAAUGUGGCCAUGACCAGUUCGGUUGUAUUUUGGAAGCAUAGCGAAAAUGUGCUCAACUAUGAUGUAACACGAGGUGGUGUAAGUGUUAAAACUGAACUGAUGGAGGAUGGGGCAAAUUCAACAUUGUCGAUUGCCAAAAUACACAAAGCUGAUUCGGGAAACUAUACUUGCUCAAUAAGUGAAUAUCAAAAUUUUACCAUUGUAGUGCAUAUACUAAACGGCGAAAGUUUUGCCGAGCUGCAUCAUGGUGGUGCAGGUGUUGCACUUGCAACGUGGCAAUAUAUAAUUGGACUGUACUUCCUGCUGCUAAUACGAUGGAUCGCAAGUAGUACAGUGUUCACAUAUAGGUAAAGUUAACAAAAUUGGAACACCAGACGCCUACAUUUUUAUAUAUGGAUAAGUACAUGAAUAAAUGAAUGAAUUUAGGCAUUAAUUGUUCUCAAGGUAGUCGGUCAUCUUAUGUACAUUUUUGUUAAUUAAUUGUAAAGAAUUUGGAUAGGCAUUACUUAGCAAAGAAGUUAUUAGAAAUAACUAAAAACUAAGUUUAAAUCGAAACAAAAUAAACUGAAUUGUUGUUGUAAGCAAGUACUGUAAGUAUAAAUGCCUAUUGAAAUGAUAUAUAAAAUGUAUUAAUUACUCUUGAUUCAUUUUCGUUAGCAUCAAUUUGUACAUGUAAAAGCACACAUAAAGUUAAUGUUAAUAACUAAGUCAACUAAUUGCGUUUGGCGCAAAUGCUGCCAUCGAAUUUCCAUGCAAAAUUACAAAAUCAAAAAACCCCGCAUAUGAGAAUUAAAACCAAAAAUAAAUACAGGAAUGUAAGAUAACAUAUGAGCAAACGAUUGUGGUCUGGGCUUUUAUAAAAACCAAAUAAAUAAAGUACACACAUACAAUACAUAUUGCAAGCCCA